GCAGGCGCAGAAAUACUACUCCCCGACGACCCGGAGGCCACGCGGCCACCGCGGUAGGAGAAACUACAUUUCCCAGAAGCUUUCGUACCGCGGCUGCAGAGCCUAUUCGCUUUGGAAUAGCCAGCGUGGGGACGUCGCGACCGGCGGCUGGACAUGGCUUUCUUGGUCGGAUCAGUAAGUCGCCAGUUGGGUCGUGUCAGGUGGCUGCAGCCCCGCGCCUGGCUGGGGCUCCCCGAUGCCUGGGGACUUCUCGCCACACAGCAGAACCGAGGAAAGGCGCGUGGGAAUGAGUAUCAGCCGAGCAACAUCAAACGCAAGCACAAACACGGCUGGAUCCGGCGCCUGAGCACACCGGCCGGCGUCCAGGUCAUCCUUCGCCGCAUGCACAAAGGCCGCAAGUCGCUGAGCCAUUGAGGAGCGCUGAACUGCCGGCAGGACCCCCAUUAGAGCAUUUCUCUGACCUGGGACCUCUCCUGCCAUUGUUUUUAUGGGGAGCCGGAACAACUCAACAUAAACCCUCCUCAAAUUGUGGAGUCGGCCCCCAGAGGAGGGAAGUCUGCGGUUGGACUGAGAGUGGGAGUAGGAAGUCAGACCUCGCCUAGUCCCUUUCUACGCUCUUGAAUUAGGAAGAAUUUUGAACAUAAAAUAGUCCACAGUGAACCCUGUGUACUCAGUACACAGCUUUAACCACCAAUUACCCACAACCCACCUGACCCCUCCUGUGUUAUUUGGGAGCAAAUCUCGGGCAUUAGGUUAUUUCUUAUUUCAGAAUGCAUCUCUCCAAGAAAAGGGCUCUUUAAAACCUAAUCACAGAACUUUUCACACCUAAAAAAUGGUUAACAAUUCCAUAAUAUUGUCUAAUAAAUGUCCAAAUUUA
Messenger RNA from Lutra lutra (Eurasian river otter), 877 nucleotides. RefSeq names its product mitochondrial ribosomal protein L34 (gene MRPL34). The record is from RefSeq and is a predicted model, not a curated record. Gene Ontology annotation, biological process: translation. Gene Ontology annotation, cellular component: mitochondrial large ribosomal subunit; ribosome. Gene Ontology annotation, molecular function: structural constituent of ribosome. NCBI's taxonomy places the organism in Eukaryota, Metazoa, Chordata, Mammalia, Carnivora, Mustelidae. The coding region runs from base 154 to 414 and encodes 86 amino acids. The transcript is spliced from 2 exons.